Rhopalosiphum maidis (corn leaf aphid) is the source of this 1805-nucleotide messenger RNA. Its product is annotated as solute carrier family 22 member 16-like. Gene Ontology annotation, cellular component: membrane. The record is from RefSeq and is a predicted model, not a curated record. Gene Ontology annotation, molecular function: transmembrane transporter activity. Gene Ontology annotation, biological process: transmembrane transport. Lineage: Eukaryota; Metazoa; Arthropoda; Insecta; Hemiptera; Aphididae. The transcript is spliced from 10 exons. The coding region runs from base 180 to 1805 and encodes 541 amino acids.
AUAAUGUCCGUGCAGUGCUUCAGUAGUUUUCGGUCAGUCAAUAGAGUAGACGGUAUAUCCUCUCGUGUACGUGAUAUCUUAUUAUACAAUAAUAUGGUUUUUUUUUAAGUGUAUAUAAGAUAAUAAUAUAAUCCAAAUUUAUUACCUAUCCCGCGAAAUAUAGCGAAGAGAACGUUAUAAUGGCUGAUGAUCUGGACAAAUACAUCGACAGUUACUCCAGACAACGAUGGCAGGUUUUCGUCUUACUGUUAAUGGCCGGCACACCUGGGAUAUUCAAUGCCAUACAGAUAUCGUCGUACGUGUUCCUAGUCGACAAACCUUCGUACUGGUGUGAUUUACCGGAUCUAAAAUCGGCAGGUUGGAGCGACCGGAUGAUCAUUAAUGUUUCCACGCCAUAUCAAAAUUAUACGUCAAAAAAGAUUGAAGAAUGUUCAUAUUACGAUCGAAAUUAUUCAAUAUUCGCUAAAAAUGGUUACAAUUGGUCGAUGAAUAAUUUAGAAACAGCAACUUCUAAACCUUGUCAGUAUUAUAGAUAUAGUAGCACAAAAUCUGUUGUAUCUGAAUGGGAUUUAGUUUGUGAUAAUGUAGCGAAGAAGUCAAAUAUUCAAGCAUCUAUGGCUGUUGGAAAGUUUGUUGGUGGACUAUUAUUUGGUUCAAUUUCUGAUAUUUAUGGCAGGAAAUUCGCUUUCAAUUUGGCAGCUUUAAUUUACAUGUUUACGGGUCCAUCUGCUGCCCUGAUUGAUUCAUAUGUAUUAUUUUUAAUUGCGAGAUUCUUGAUAGGUGUAGCCGGAUCCGGAAUUUAUGAAUCAUCGUACACAAUUUUGACUGAGCUGACAAGUGGUAAAACUCGUACAUUACUUUGUCUAUUAAUGAAUAUGUCGUAUCCAAUUGGUUAUGUUUUGUUAUCAAUUAUUGCUUAUUAUGUAUGGCCCUGGAGAAUGUUACUUUUAAUUUUGUCUUUGCCCAUGUUUGGAUUAUUGAUACAAUGCUGGUUUCUACCUGAAUCUCCUAAAUGGUUGAUGUCUCAAGGUAAAAAAAAACAAGCUUUAAUAGCAAUGGCUAAACUUGUUCCAUCAGUAAUUCAUACGGAUAUUGAUAACGAUGAUGACCAAGAUAAUGUACAAAUUAGGAAGACAAAAAAGUGUAAUGCAGAAUUUUUGAAGUUUUUGUCAGCUUAUACGUCACUGUUUUCUAAUAUGGAUUUAUCAGCCAAAACAGUUAUUUCUUUAUUUUGUGGAUUAUCUUGUGGCUUAUCGUAUUAUGUUAUUGCAUUGAAUGGGGAUAAUAUAACUGCUGAUCGUUACGUAUAUGUUGCGUUAAACGGAAUUGUUGAAGGUGUAUCAUACGUGUUUACUGUUCCUUUAUUACUUUAUGUUGGACGCAAAAAAGCAGUUUCGUGCUUUUUCUUCAUUUCGGGAAUAUUGCAACUGAUAUUAUUGGCUAUCCCACAGGAAAAAGCAGACGUUUUGUUAGGCGUGACUUUAAUUGCAAAAUUUUUCGUGAGUGCCUUAUUUUCAAUUAUUAUUCUCUUUGUAUCAGAGUUAUAUCCUACUACGAUCAGAAAUACUGGUAUCGGGAUGUUAUUGACUUUUUCUCAAAUAGGAUCUAUCAUUGCACCAUACAUAGUCGAACUUUUGGGAGCUAAAGCAUGGUAUAUUCCAAGUACAGUGUGUGGAACACUUGGUAUCUUUGUUUCAAGCUUGGUUCUGAUGUUACCCGAGACAAAUAAGAUAGUAUUACCAAAUACUCUAGAAGAUAUGAAAAACACUAAUUCCGUCAAGUUUAGCAACUGUUUUAAAUUUUAA